This is a messenger RNA of Leptonychotes weddellii (Weddell seal), 797 nucleotides long. Lineage: Eukaryota; Metazoa; Chordata; Mammalia; Carnivora; Phocidae. The record is from RefSeq and is a predicted model, not a curated record.
AUGUUUGCUGGAGUUUUCAAGAAUGUUCUCAAGGUCUUGCUGCUCUCCCUGCCCUCUCUUAUAUUUCCCCACCACUUUCCUCCACAGAACGUGAAGCUCUUGGAACAGUUUGUCUGCGCCCACACAGGUGUCAUCUUCCAUGCUCCAUAUACAGGGGUCUGUAUGAAGCAACAUAAGAAGUUGACCCAGGCCAUCCAGAAAGCCAGAGAUCAUGGUCUCCUUAGUUACCACAUUCCUCAGGUUGAACCUCGGGACCUUGACUUCAGUACCUCUCAUGGAGCUGUGAGUGCUACUCCACCAGCCCCCACCCUGGUUUCAGGUGACCCCUGGUAUCCAUGGUAUGGCUGGAAACAGCCACCAGAGAGAGAGCUGUCCCGCCUUCGACGGCUCUAUCAGGGACAUCUCCGAGAAGAGAGUGGUCCCCCACCUGAGUCAAUGCCUGAGGUGCUGCUCACAACCCCAGCUGAAGCCGCCUCCACUGAGCAGGAGAAGCCCCAGAGUGCUCUGUAGACUGGGAAGGAAUUAAGAGAUAGUGCCUAGGAAUUACAUGAUGGGAUUUCAUUCUGAAGAGUUGUGUCUGUAUGUGGCCAAUGGCAGGCCUAGGGCCAGAGAGAAGUAAUGAUGGCUGUUGAAGGGAAUAAAUGCUUCUGAGGCUUAGGGGAGGGCAGGACAGAUGUGUAUGGGAAACCCCAAACCCUAUAUAUUGUAAAUAGUAGAUAGGCUAAACAUUCUGUACUUGCUUCAGAUUUCUGCUAACUUGGCUUUCCCACAAUAAAGCUGUAUCUCCUGUUUCUGGA